Kalmanozyma brasiliensis GHG001 is the source of this 2244-nucleotide messenger RNA. RefSeq lists its product as uncharacterized. The transcript has a single exon. Bases 1 to 2244 code for a protein of 747 amino acids. The record is from RefSeq and is a predicted model, not a curated record. NCBI's taxonomy places the organism in Eukaryota, Fungi, Basidiomycota, Ustilaginomycetes, Ustilaginales.
AUGUCUUCUCGCUUGAGGGUCAAGCUGGACCUCGGACCUCAUGGCAAGGUCAUAGCAUCGGUCAUUGGCUUCGACGAUGCCAAAGCAGUGGCUGCCAGUCGAUUCAACGUCGAUUCGGGCAACGUACAGCUGUACGUCAGCGACGGAGAAGAUCUAUGGGAGCUUCAUCCGUCGGCAUUUCAAGAUGUUGUUGCUGAGAAUGGCAUCAUCGUCGCGAAGGCACUGUCAGCUCUACCACCAGCGCCGCGACAACCUCCAAGCGCGAGCAGCUCUCAACCACCGAUCGCCCCCAAACAAGACGGCCCACAAGCAAUGCCACUAGCGUCAUCUCCAGUCUUAGCGAUCACCUCUUUACCACCUGCACGAGGGGCAAUCAGCGGCGCUUCUCAGGCAGCAUCGUCUUCACGCACCCUUCGGUCUCGAUCUUCCUCUACUACCAGUUCCGCAUCCACCGAAAGUAGCAGCUCGACUUCUUCCUCCUCCUCAUCUGGAUCAAGCUCCUCGUCUUCAUCUUCUUCGUCAUCCAACGAGGGGCGACGAUCGGCGUCUGUUCAGGAUGUCACGGCUAUCAAUGCAGCUGUUCGUACGAUCAUGGGUCCAAACGGCCUCCCUGUGUCGUCAAAGGAGCGCUGGGAUCCGAAGACGCACCGACUCAUGUUCGAAAAGCUCAACGACAUCAUAAGCUCGGAGACGAUAUACUACACACGCAAAUAUACCGAGGAGCGCUAUCGGAUCUUUCAGCUUCUCAUCGAUCAGUAUGGCGACAUGGGCGUCAAGGGUAACUUCUUGCGCGGUAGGACCGCGGCAGCAUUGAUCUCGCGCGUGGCCGGAGUGCUCAGGACCGCGAGAGAACGGGGCGAAAAGAUCAAGCAGCCGUUCAAGUUUUUCUUCCCGAAUAAGAAGGACGACGAGGUGGUGCCCCGAUCCGCAACAGCGCCGAGCACCAGUAGCAAUGCUGGCCCCAGCAGGGCACCAGCACAGGCGAUGGGGAAUGGCAACCGUUCUCAAACUUUGCCCGCUCAGGCCAAUGGACAAGCGCGCAAACGUAAGAGCAAGACAGCGAGAGCGGCAGCCGCAGCAGCAUCGGCAAUGGCACCACCGACAGUUCCAGCGGCACCUUCUGGAUCUCAGAUCAUGACAGACGGGGCCCAAUUGACAGGAAACGGCAGAGGAAAAGGAAAGGGACAAAGCAACACUCAGAUCAAGCCGGCUGCACAGAGGACCGUCCCGGGGCAGGCAAAUCCGCCGCAGAUUCGCAAAAGGGCUCCGAACGUCGCCGCGAUCCCACGAAGGCCUCCAUCGCCAGCUCGUGCUGCCAAGAGGCCGGCCAACGGUAACGCGACGACGAAUUCUCCUCCGCAAAAGCAAAAGGCGACCACUCAGCCGGCCGGGCAGCACCACUCGACGGUCAACCAGCGUCAAUCAGCUUCCGCAAAUGUCACGGGAGGCAGAGAUGCAUCAGUGGGCCGCGAUCCAUCGCGUCGAGCAGCCUCCUCAUCUCGACGAAGUCGCUCAGCUUCGCCCGGCCCCCGCGACGAUCAUCACGCACAAGAACGGUAUCCACAAUCGUCUCGUUCGGACAGGCUGAGAGACCGGUCCCCCAUCCGCAUGCGUGACUCGUGGAUCCGAGCACGCGAUGCCUCGCCCGAUCGAGACUCGGACGGCGGUCGCGAAAAUGGUGGUGCAUUUCGAAGAGCUCGUCGGCCCACCGUGUCUCUGCCGAGGAGGCCCAGCUGGACGGACGCGCCUGACCAGCGCGAGACUCUCGACAGUCGCCCCGAUACGCUCGACAGUGCGCUGUUCCGGGCCGAGACGAGGUCGCCUCCGCCAACAGAGCAACCGUCGACGUCGCGAUCGAACAGCAAUCGAUGGAGAGGGCAAGCCUCGCCACGACCGCCCGCAACGGCUCCCGACAGCCCAAGGACCCGUCGCAACGCAGUAGAACGGGCGUUGGAGCACCUCGUUUCGGCUGGAGCCGACGUGGAGAGCUUACCGGGCAAUCGCAAUGGGAACGGCGGAAAAAACCGUCGAUGGGGAAGCCCUCAUCGGACCUGGCGCAGGGAAAACGGCGAUGCCAACGACGCGGCGCGAGAUUCGCCCGAUCUGCGUCGCUCUGUUGCACGCAAUCAACAUCAGCAACAGAAUGGACGAGGUCGGCGUUCGGACGCAGCUGACAACGGCUGGCCCUCCUCCUUACACCAUUCCGGCCACGGCUCGCCUCGCACUCCUCCGCGGGCUGACUGA